GUACAGCUCGUCGCCCAAGCCCAAGUCAUGCCUAGUGCAGCGCGGGGAGAACGGCGGGGCGGUGACGCUGGGCCACCACGCGCACGGCGGCCCCUCCAUGCACCAGCGCAACCACCACCACGAGUCCGCCAUACCCAAGAUGACGCACCAGCACCGACCUGGCAGAGUGAGGAGCAGCCGGGGCGUGGUGAAGCGAGGGUCCCUCGGCCACUCCUCGUCCCAUGAGGAUUCCUCCCCGCACGCCUCCCCGCAUCCUUCACCGCUCAUCUGCGGGAGCUCGAGACCUGUUGCUCAGACGCCUGCCACACACCAGUGCCAACACAUGAAGGAGUUUGGUCCUCCGCCGUCCAGCGAUGACCGCAUCACCCUGGUGGUGGAGGGCACGCGGUUCAUCGUCGACCCUGCCAUCUUCACGGCCCACCCCAAUACCAUGCUAGGGAGGAUGUUUUCAUCUGGUCUUGAAUUUACUCAUCCCAAUGAGAGGGGUGAAUAUGAAGUAGCCGAAGGGUUUUCUUCUGCAGUGUUCCGUGCAGUGUUAGACUAUUACAAGACGGGUGUUGUCCGCUGUCCGCCAUCCGUGAGUGUGCAAGAGCUUCGGGAAGCAUGUGACUACCUUCUCAUUCCCUUUGAUGCAAACACCAUCAAAUGCCAGAAUUUGCGUGGACUGCUACACGAAUUGAGCAAUGAAGGUGCACGGCAACAGUUUGAGGUGUUCCUAGAGGAGCACAUCCUGCCGCUGAUGGUCCUUGCCGCCCAGCGUGGUGACCGCGAGUGCCACAUUGUGAUCCUGCUCGAUGACGACACGGUGGAAUGGGAUGACGACUACCCGCCGCAGAUGGGAGAAGAAUAUAGUCAGACUGUUUGCUCGACAGCUAUGUAUCGAUUUUUCAAAUACAUUGAGAAUAGAGACGUUGCCAAGCAGGUGCUGAAGGAGAGAGGACUGAAGAAGAUUCGGCUGGGUAUUGAAGGUUACCCAACUUAUAAGGAAAAGAUUAAGAAAAGACCAGGUGGCAGAGCUGAAGUAAUCUACAACUAUGUGCAACGACCAUUUAUCCGCAUGUCAUGGGAGAAGGAAGAGGCCAAAAGUAGACAUGUGGACUUUCAGUGUGUGAAAAGCAAAUCUGUAACAGACCUAGCAGAAGCCACGGCUGACCCAGCCCUGGACCGCGUUGUGACCCUCGACCCACCCCCUGUUGCCAUGGGACAGGAGGCCCCCCCAGAACAGUUACCUCCCCUUGAGGGAGCUGUAGGUGGAGGGGAAGGACAUCAGGAUGAAGGGGCCAUUGGUGGAGCUGUGGGAGGGGCUGUAGUAGGAGGCCAUGCACCACCUCAACCAGCCAACGAACCAUAUCCUGAGCUGACUCUGCAUGCACCCUGACGUGUUGUUCGGUAUGGCACUGGGAGCUCUCAAUGUCAUUAGGUGAGCGGAGGCCAUGAGGAGGUAGCCUGAAGGGGAGCAAACAUAGCAAAGAGAUCCAUCAUCUCGGCUGCUCCUGCACCAGUGCCGCCUUUGUUGUGGAGGUCCUUUCUCCCUCGCAUUCCUGCUGCCUCAAGCUCCUUUGCUGCCAGUGCACCUCUUCUUCACCGUGAUGCCUCGCCACAGAACCCCCAGAGUGAUGCCAGCACCAGCUUCUGGUCAUGCCUGUUUUGUGGGUGUUUGAUUGACAAACUACCGGCUUACAAGGAUAUGCUGUUUAGGAAAUCCUAUGAGAGAUUUUAAGAAGUGAGCUUUCAGAGUUAAGCAUGGGAUAUGUAAAUUUGUGGGUGUUAUGUAUAUAUAUACAGGGACUUAGUUUUGAAUCUUGUUCUAGUAAGGCUAAGCUUUGAUACUCAUUUCAUAUGGAAAUAAGAAGUUGUGGAAUGCAUAGGUCCUUUGAAACUUUCCACUGUUGUAUGUUAAUGUAUUGAAAGUGAGGUAUUAAUGCAUUUCUGAAACAUUGUGCAGCUACAGUUGAAUAGCUUCAUUUUUUUGUAUUAUGUUUGCCCAUGUACCAUUACAAGUGUUGUCCUACAUACGAACAAUAAUGCUUAGUUUCCUCUUGUAAUAGUCAUGUUCAACACCAUGACCUGCCAUUGCCUUAUGAAAUAUUAUGUAUCAAAUAUUAUCCAUAAUGGUUGGGUGCUUUUGGUAAAAAUCAUGCAUGCAAGAUGAUCUUUGUUCUUCACGCAAGUAUAGUUCAUACUAGACCAUGUUAUACAGAUGAAAGAGAUAAGAUCCUUCUUCUAAUGCCAUUGUAUUUCUGCCAUGUAUGAUUUUUUCUAUUUUACUCUUUCUAUCUCUCCCUUUCCAAUAUAAAUGUACAUAUAUAUUGAAAGGCAAAGUGAUGCUCAUAAUAUCUCUGUUUUCUUUCUAUUCUUUACUCUUCUUGGCAUUUAGUGAAUAGGGUAUCUUCUAUUUUCCAAAUAUACACACAAUAACUGAUUUCACAAACUACGUUAUUUUUUUAGGUGUUAUUCAUGUGAAAGUAGCAUCAGCCUUUCUGUAAGCAUUUGCUUUUGAUGCUAAUGAUAAACCAUUAUUUACCCUUUCUCAUAAUGUCGUGUGAUUACAGUAUUACAAAAAAAGGCUCAAAAAUAAGCUCAGCUAAUCAUAGGUUACUAUUAUUUACAAGGUUCUUUCACCAGAAUGUAAUUUUGGUUGAGUCACAUAUCAAGGUGAAGAUUUUUAUGCAAAAUUUUUCCCUUGGGAUGUGUCUCAUCAGGUGUUAUUGGUUCCUACCAUAUCCUUUUUUUUAUCCUUGGGUGUUUUCCUUCAGUUGGUUAUAUUUUUAAUCAUCAUCUUUUGUUAAUCCUCCUUUACAUCCUUCUCCCUCAUCUCUCUUCCCUUCUCACUUCCCCUACUUCUUCCCUCCUUCAUCCUUCCUCUUCCUUCUUCCUCCCUCUUCUUCCCUCUGUCCUCU
Molecule: messenger RNA, 2900 nt
Organism: Penaeus monodon (black tiger shrimp)
Lineage: Eukaryota; Metazoa; Arthropoda; Malacostraca; Decapoda; Penaeidae
Gene: mri
Product: BTB/POZ domain-containing protein 10-like
Biological process (GO): positive regulation of phosphorylation
Cellular component (GO): cytoplasm
Molecular function (GO): protein binding
Source: RefSeq, a predicted model, not a curated record